UGUUGAGGCUGAAACCAUCAUUUUCGCCCUUGCUAUUAUAAAAUCCUUGCUGUCGCGUUGCGGCCGACAAGCAUUCAGCAUGGCUGCACAUAAGCCAAACGUUGUGUUUGUGCUUGGAGGACCUGGAUCAGGAAAGGGUACGCAAUGUGAGAAAAUUGUGAAGGAAUUUGGCUACGUUCAUCUCUCAGCUGGUGACCUUCUGCGGCAGGAAAGGGCAAAGCCAGGUUCUCUCAUUGGAGAAAUGAUUGAAGGGCAUAUUAGGAAUGGUACCAUCGUCCCAGUUGAGGUCACGUGCAGUCUUCUUGACAAGGCUAUGCAAGAUCAUGGAGGACUUAAUUUUUUAAUUGAUGGGUUCCCGAGAAAUAAAGACAAUCUGGAAGGGUGGAACAAAGCAAUGUCUGACAAGACCCGCCUUCACUUUGUCCUGUUUUUCGACUGCCCAGAUGAAGUGUGUAUAGAGAGAUGUUUAGGUCGGGGAGCAGCUGGUAGUGGACGAUCGGACGACAAUGCUGAAAGCUUAAAGAAACGGGUGGUCACAUUUGUCACCUCAUCGUUGCCAAUAAUUCAGCAUUACGAAGUGCAGGGACUAGUGAGGAAAAUAAAUGCAGCCAAUACACCAGACGAGGUUUAUGAAGACGUAAGGAAAGUAUUCAAGGCGAUUUCUGAAAAAUCGUAACAACAGGAGAGUAGUUUAUUUGCAUUUUCAUACCUUACCGGUAUUAAACUGAUACGUCUUCUUGACAUGAAAUUACAUUUGCAGGCUAUAUAAUGAAUUGAGAUUGUAGGCUGUCAGGUACACAUUUCUCAUUAUUUAUUGAACAGCAAAAUAUUCAAAGCAGUGGCUUUCACAGUUCAUGCAUAACAUCAGGAGUGGAUAAUAGAGAUUCUCUAUUAUCCACUCCUGAUAACAUGCAUGGUUUGUGUCAGAACGUUACAUAUAUUUUACAGAUGAGCACAUUUUAUUAAUACAUUGUAGUUGAAACAUUUGCCCGCUGUUUGGGUUGCUGUGCUGACCUUUACAAUCAUGCGCAAUGGCAAUGAGGACGUAUGGUGGCAUCGUACUGUUACACUACCAGCUUACAAUAUCAGGGGCUGAAAAUAGUGGUUUUUGCCUGCAUGUCCGGGACUUUUCAGCAAUAUGUUUGGAAGGACCGAUGAAUGAUUUGGAAGGUCCGAAUAUGAAGUUUCUGACACUGUCAUAUUUUGAGUCUUUUAUUAAUCUACUCGUUGUAGUUUCACUUUACACAUCAUAUUUUGCAUUUUUCAACGAAGUACCAGUAGUUUCGGUUUCAUUUUGCAAGUCAUUUGUAACGUUUGUUUGGCUAAUAGAUCGUUUGGUAACAGUGGGUCCGUUUUUAGCUCACCUUGACAUCGUCAAGCUGAGCUAUUGCCAUGGGUCGUCGUUCGUCGUACGUCCGUCAGU
Messenger RNA from Priapulus caudatus, 1423 nucleotides. Its product is annotated as UMP-CMP kinase-like. Bases 80 to 676 code for a protein of 198 amino acids. The record is from RefSeq and is a predicted model, not a curated record. Gene Ontology annotation, molecular function: UMP kinase activity; ATP binding. NCBI's taxonomy places the organism in Eukaryota, Metazoa, Priapulida, Priapulimorpha, Priapulimorphida, Priapulidae. Gene Ontology annotation, cellular component: nucleus; cytoplasm. Gene Ontology annotation, biological process: UDP biosynthetic process; CDP biosynthetic process; 'de novo' pyrimidine nucleobase biosynthetic process. The transcript is spliced from 6 exons.